AUGAAUUUGAGUUCGGUUUAUCUCGUUCUUUGCCUCUUGUCCUCUGCAUAUUCCGCUGCAAUAUAUCCCCGUCAGACACCAUUUAGGGGCCUACGCGUAAAGGUGAUCAGUGUCGAGGUCACUUAUACGGAACAGUGGGCUGGAAUUGGCAACAUUUUACACAAGGCCAUUAUAGACGGUAUCAAUGCUCAAUGUGAAGAAGUGGAAGGCAUCAAAUUCAGCGAAGUUAAAGAUAGCAUGGUUAAAUGGGUCACAGGUACAGAGAACAAAUUUAAGGUGGUGACGGGGGGUACUGAGUAUAAUGGCAAACUGGAUGCGCAUAUGGCAAAAUAG
Messenger RNA from Lentinula edodes (shiitake mushroom), 333 nucleotides. RefSeq lists its product as uncharacterized. The record is from RefSeq and is a predicted model, not a curated record. Bases 1 to 333 code for a protein of 110 amino acids. The transcript is spliced from 2 exons. NCBI's taxonomy places the organism in Eukaryota, Fungi, Basidiomycota, Agaricomycetes, Agaricales, Omphalotaceae.